UCAUUAACGUUAAAUUGUAUUUGUGGGUUAUACAUGUUCUGUGUUUCCGCUGUUGUUUUCUGUCAGUGGUAAACUUGUAUAACCGAUCGAUUGGCUGUAACACUGACACACGGUGCGUGAAAGUGCUGAGAUAACAGAAGUUCUCCACAUUAACGAUGAGUCGUAGUAGGAACCCUCCUCCCCGGGGUCAAGGGGCAGCACGGGCCAAACAGAUGGGGCUUUUACUUGACCUAUCUCAUGGAGGGAUGGAUGAUGAUGGAAAUGACGACGAGCUGGAGGCAGAACUGCUGAGUCUGGUGGGCUCAGGAGGUGGAGGAGGAAGAUCACAAGGGAAGAAAGGUGAUGGAAGAGCUCCUGUUCCCAUGGCUGAAAUAGAGCGAAUGGCAGCCCUUUGUAUGAAAGACCUGGAUGAUGAGGAUAUGGGGGAUGAAGAUCUGGAUGAUGAUGAUGAAGAUCUGUUGGCAGAGCUGAACGAGGUUUUGGAGGAUGAUGAGGGACAAACCUCUGCUCCCAGCCCUCCUGCCAUGACCCCACCUGGCCCCAAAGGGAGUGCCACAUCCCACUCUCCGGCAGCAGCUCCCAGUGGUGCAUCUGGGCUGGAGGCUCAACUAGCUGAACGCAUUGAAAUGUAUAAGACAGCCAUUUCCAACGCCAAGGCUGCAGGAGAGACUAGCAAAGUUCGAAGAUAUGACCGUGGAUUAAAGACAUUGCAGUCCAUGUUGAUAUCAGUCAGGAAAGGAAAACCAAUCAAUGAAGAAGAGAUCCCACCUCCUGUUGCUGUAGGUGGAAAGCCCAGUGUCACAGCUGUGUCUAAAACUGCAGAGGAGCAGAAUGUGCCACAGCCCACACUAAUGCCAUGCCCUCCAACCAAUCAGAAACCUUUGAGAGAGGCUGCACCACCAACUCCUAACUCUAAACCUGUCCACUUAACCCCUCCCCAAAGAACUUCUGCUGCUGUCACUCCAGAUACUCCUGCUAUUUCUCCCCUCACUCCCAGCCAACCAGAUGCACAGUACUCAGAAGAGAAGCAGGCAGUUUUGACCAGACAGCGAGAGUAUAAGUUGGCUGCCAUUAACGCCAAGCAAAGUGGAGACAUUGAUCAAGCCAAGCAACACUACCUCAUUGCCAAGAAGCUGGAUGUGCUGGUGGAAGCACUGGACCGAGGAGAACCAAUAGACAGUCGCUCAGUACCUCCCCCUCCUGGGGAAGCAGUAGCAGAACACCGUGCACCUCCUCCCUCUCAAUCUUCCUCUAAACCUACUGCUGCUGCUGCUCCUGCUCCAACCCAGGUGGCCACUUCUGACCUUUCUCCUCCUAGCACUGUGGCAGAAGCCCUGCAGCAGAGGAUGGACAUUUACAAGUCAGCAGCAGAGGGAGCUAAGAGCAAAGGAGAUGACCGCAAGGCUCGUAUGCACCAGCGCAUCGUCAAGCAAUAUCAAGAUGCCAUUAGAGCUCACAAAGCGGGACGACCGGUCAACCUGUCUGAUCUACCUGUACCACCAGGUUGUCCACCACUUCAGGGCUCAGAGGGGGGUCAGCAGAACUUCAUGGGUGUCCUGGAAACUGCUAUGAAAAUAGCUAAUCAGGAUGCUGACGCAGAAGAUGAAGAUGAAGAUGCACUGAGAGAAGCUGCCAAGCCUGCUGUGCGUCCACCUGCCCAGAAAGCAAAAGCCCCGGCUCCUCAGGCCCCUGGAGGCCCCAGAGCCCCAAAACUGGGACCUAAAGCCCAGCAGCAAGUGGAUUUCCUGUUGCUAAGGCGACAGGCAUUUUUGCGUGCAGCACUGCACUCUAAACAGAUGAAGGACAUGGCCGGGGCAGCACAGCACCUCAGACAUGCAAAGGGACUGGACCCCAUGGUCACUGCAGCCAAAUCGGGACUUCCUGUUGAUAUCACAAAGAUUCCCAGUGCUCCAGUCAGUGAGGAGGAUUACUCCCUGGCUCGUUCUCGUACCUCCCCUAUGUCCCCUCGGUCCAGUGAACAGUACCACGGCCUCAUGGAUCUUCUGCGAAAACAACACGAGAAAUGUCUGAGAAACUCUCAACAGUUCACCGAAAUGGGUAACGUAGUUGAGGCUCUCAAGUGUGAGAGGCUUGUGGAGGAGUGUAUGAAGAACAUAGAGAUACUGAAGAAUGCCUACACCAAGGGUCACCCAGUCCCCAAGUGUCGCACUGAGGAAAGAACCUUCAACACCUUCAAAAUCUACCCCAACCUGACACCUAAUGACCUGAUACUCUACAUCAUCAGAGGCAUCAACCUGCCAGCUCCCUCAGGUGUCUCACCUAACGAUCUGGAUGCCAGCGUGAAGUUUGAGUUUCCUUUUCCCAGCUCGGAGGAGGCUCAGAGAGACAAAACCGGCACAGUAAAGGGCACCAACAGUCCAGAGUUUAAAGAACAGUUCAAGCUCAGCAUUAACCGAAACCAAAGAAGCUUCAAACGAGUUGUCCAAUCUAAAGGCAUCAAGUUUGAAGUCAUCCAUAAAGGCGGCCUCUUUAAAACAGACAAAGUAGUGGGUACUGCUCAGCUAAAGCUUGAGGCACUAGAGAACCACUGUGACUUUAGAGAGAUCAUAGAGGUGAUGGAUGGACGUAAAGCCACUGGUGGUAAAUUGGAGGUCAGAGUGAAACUCAGAGAGCCGCUGUCAGGUGUUGAUCUGCAGUCAGUUACAGAGAAGUGGCUGGUUCUCGAUCCAGUCUCCCCUCUUUCACCUCCUGAAAGACAAAAAGAAAGGGCUCCAUCUCCUCGAUCCAAACCCAGAAAUGAAACGAGCAGCAGCAAUCCCAGCAGGUCUCCUCCUCAGUACAAACUCCACAGCUUCAGCCUCCUCAACUACGACAGGGAAAGGCUGGAGAGAAAGAUAACAGAGUACCGAAAAAACAGACGGGAUCCCCCAUCUGACCUCAUCCAUCAACACAAGGAGGUCAUACACAGACUGCAAUGGCAAAAAGCUCAGUUGGAGCGAGCCUCUCCUGCCCUGCUGUCAGAAUAUGAAAAUGUGCUGCAGCGCUUCGCCCAAGGACUUUCCGACUCUGUCAAGAAAUACUCCAGCCAAGGCAACAGGGACGCCGCUAAGGAUGCUCUUGGCAGGUUGAAAUUGGUAGAGAAUGAGCUGGAAUCACUAAAAAGGAAACGAACUGGAUGAAAAUCAAGUCAAGGAGAGGAGGUGUGGCUGUAAUACUGUUAUAUCAUCUGACAUAUACAAACACUACAGUGGGUACUUUUAGCAUGAUUCUCUGAUGCUCAUGUGUAUGACGUAUGCAUGAAACAACUUUCUCAUACUGUCAAUCUUCAGUCAACUCCGUGUUACUUGUGGUUGGUUGCCUGCUAAAUAUGUUUCAAUACAGAGGGACACAGAAUUGAAACAAGCAUUAAAACACGACUUAUUUGCACUUAAACACAACCAACACUACAGAAAACUGCCUCUUGUGUUCCACUUUACAGGUUUUACUUGGACUCUGUUCAUUGUUUUGAUUGUAGUCUUUGGUUGGUUGGUUUUUUUCUUCUUCUUUCUUCUUUUUUUUUUAAGAACUGGUGGUGGAGAGACCCAUUAGAAGGUUUACUGUUUUACAUGUGACACCAGUGUAUGAAGUGACUUGGUGUCUAAAGAUGACCAAAAAAUGUCUGUAUGUGUGCUUGGAAGCAUGAAGUGUGUUUAAUCAAUAGAUGGAGGUUUUUUUAACCCCUUUCCCCAUAUUUUAUGUGUGUAAUGAGCUUAAUCUAAUCUGUCUGCUCCAGUGUUCCCAGAUUACAGUAAUCUGCUCCAUUUGGAGUGGUGUGAUAUGGGAAUAAAAAAGUGGGGCUUUGGGGUGCUGCAGCCUACAUCCCAUAAUGAAGGAUUAGUGUUUGUGUCACCAAGGAGACGACUAGAUCAGACAUAGAGUCGCCUUUGGGGGCUGGGGAGGGGGGGGCAUUAUCAGCGUACGAUGAAUGUGUGAGAAGCUUAGCACCAUGAAUAGAUUACUUUUACUUCUUCAUCAUCAUCUAUUUCGUCUUUGUUGUCCUCUUCGUCUUCUACAUUCUAAUUCUUUACACACAUUCAUAGAUUAUUCAGAUUGACUGCUCCACUUGGAUUUUCUUUACACUCUUAAACAAUGUUAAAUCCAUUGUGCUGUGGAUGAGAAAAUAAUUAGCAUCUGCUGCAUCUGUGAGAUGUACACUUUAUUUUCUACCGUUUUUGAUACUGUACAGUACAUGCUAUUUAUCCUAAACAGAAUCAGCCUCACUGAGCUCUGCAGCAGCAGUAGGAGCACAUUGGAUACUGAAUAGUCUGGCCUCAGAAUGACAGCCCAGUGUGUCAGAAUGCCUGGAUAAUUGCUCUUUUCUAUUUCUGUUUU
Molecule: messenger RNA, 4332 nt
Organism: Sphaeramia orbicularis (orbiculate cardinalfish)
Lineage: Eukaryota; Metazoa; Chordata; Actinopteri; Kurtiformes; Apogonidae
Gene: cc2d1a
Product: coiled-coil and C2 domain containing 1A
Molecular function (GO): DNA-binding transcription repressor activity, RNA polymerase II-specific
Source: RefSeq, a predicted model, not a curated record